Molecule: messenger RNA, 1738 nt
Organism: Raphanus sativus (radish)
Lineage: Eukaryota; Viridiplantae; Streptophyta; Magnoliopsida; Brassicales; Brassicaceae
Product: heat stress transcription factor A-4a
Exons: 2
Coding region: 463-1545 (360 amino acids)
Biological process (GO): regulation of transcription by RNA polymerase II
Cellular component (GO): nucleus
Molecular function (GO): RNA polymerase II cis-regulatory region sequence-specific DNA binding; DNA-binding transcription factor activity
Source: RefSeq, a predicted model, not a curated record
AUGUGGUUGUGUUGUGUAGGUGCGAUUCGUACGCACUUGAUCAAAAACCUUUUUCCUCAGAAAAUAUUUCGUUUUCUUUUUACCAAUAAAAACCGACGAAAGCUUUGACAAUUCAUCUUCUUAUAUAUAUCAAGCACCGGGUCAAUCGUCUCGUCUACUUUUCUUCAGUCUCCUCUCCACAAAGACUCUGUUAUUUCCUCAGAGAAACAGAGCAAGACAAAAAUCAUUAAAUCUUUGAUAAUUCGAGAAGCAGAGAGGUUUCGAGAAGCUUAUUUUUUCUUUUCUUUUUAUCUUAUUAGGUGAAAAAAUUAAAUACAAAAAGGUCUCUAGAUUCAUUGAAUCUCAGAGUAGUUUUAAAAAGGUCUCACUUUAUCCACUUUUGAUCCAAACUAGUGAUAGUACUGAACUUACCAAAAUAAAAAAAAAAUUCGAUAUUUGGUUUCUUGAAAAGCUUAUAGAGAGAUGGAUGAGAGUAACCAUGGUGGAGGCUCACUCCCACCUUUCCUCACCAAAACGUAUGAGAUGGUUGAUGACUCCUCAUCUGACACAAUCGUCUCGUGGAAUCCUCAGAGCAACAAAAGCUUCAUCGUUUGGAACCCGCCAGAGUUUUCAAGAGACCUUCUUCCCAGAUUCUUCAAGCACAACAACUUCUCAAGCUUUAUCCGACAGCUUAACACAUACGGUUUUAGAAAAGCUGAUCCUGAGCAAUGGGAGUUUGCUAACGAUGAUUUCGUGAGAGGUCAGCCACAUCUUAUGAAGAACAUUCAUAGACGCAAACCUGUUCACAGUCACUCUUCGCAGAGUCUCCAAGCUCAGCAGAACUCAUCGACUGAUUCAGAACGAAAGAGAAUGGAGAAUCAGAUCGAGAGACUGGUUAAGGAGAAAGAAGCGUUGGUUGAGGAGUUACAUAAACAAGAGAAGGAACGAGAUGUGUUUGAGGAACAAGUUAAAGAACUUGAAGAUAAGUUACAACACAUGGAGAAGCGUCAGAAGACGAUGGUCUCGUUUGUCUCUCAGGUGUUGGAGAAACCAGAUCUUGCUUUGAAUCUCUCCCCGUGUCUACCCGAGAGGAAAAGAAGGUUCCCUAGGACCGGGUUGGAAGGUUCCACAAACCCUGAGCAUCAGGUGGAACAGUUGGAGUCAUCGAUAGCGGUUUGGGAGAGUCUUGUAUCGGAUUCUAGCGAGAGUAUGGGACAAGAAACAGUAAGCAUGAUGAUACUUGAUGUGGAUGAGUCAUCUACUUGUCCUGAAAGCCCUCCUCUUUCUUCCAUACAGCUGAGUAUCGACACGUGUCCCAAGUCUCCUCCUUCUCCAAGGACCAUCGACAUGAACUCUGAGCCUGAUGCUUCAAAAGAACAUAACACCGUUACUCCUCCUCCAGUAGAAGCAGUGAAUGAUGUCUUCUGGGAGCAGCUUUUGACAGAGAAUCCUGGCUCAACUGAGCAAAAGGAACUUCAAUCAGACGAUAAAGCUGAUGAGAACUGUUGGUGGGAUUCAAGGAAUGUAAAUAGAAUUACAGAACAGCUUGGACAUCUGACUUCUUGAGAUAGAGAAGUUGUUAUUAUGUUUAAGGACCCUCUACUUCAUAUCAGUUUAUAGUUUCUUGUAACAUAAGUUUCUUUUUUCUUUUCGGUUCAUGAUUAUUUUGAGUCUGGUUUUGCUUUUCAUCAUCACAUGCAUGUCCUUUCACUUCACUAUAAGUUGACAACAUUUGUUAAAUAAAUUUGUCUUUGAUAGA